Sardina pilchardus (European sardine) is the source of this 2103-nucleotide messenger RNA. It is a transcript of the gene mplkip, whose product is annotated as M-phase specific PLK1 interacting protein. The coding region runs from base 95 to 691 and encodes 198 amino acids. Lineage: Eukaryota; Metazoa; Chordata; Actinopteri; Clupeiformes; Clupeidae. Gene Ontology annotation, cellular component: centrosome; nucleus; midbody. The record is from RefSeq and is a predicted model, not a curated record. The transcript is spliced from 2 exons.
UCCGGUUCCGAUUUAGCGCUGCUCAAAACGGCUGCGUCUGUAAACACGUAAAAUCACUUCAGAGAGAGUUUGCUCCGAGUCCUUGUCCGCUAAUAUGCAGAGACCACAUUUCCGACACCCAGCAAAUUCAGCUGGAACACCUCCGAGGCCAGGAGGAUUCAGGAGUCCGCAGCCAGGUUUCAUAGGUGGACAAGGUGGACACAUGGGUGGACAAGGUGGCAUGGGUUCUCCGCCAUGGGCGUUUGCAGGUGGCCCACCGUCGCCAUUUGGACCGCGAUUUGGACAAUAUUGUGGUUCUCCAAAUACUCCUCAGAGAGAUUUUAGAGGUAGUAAUGAUAGUUUUAACCGCAGUGGUGGUAGUGGUGGCAAAACAAGGCCAUAUGGCGCUUCUCCAGGCCAGCAUACACCGCGUAGACAGUAUGAGAACCAUCGCGGUUUUUCUCCCAGGCAACACUCGCCGUUUCAGUCGCCGAGUCCAAGGCACAGCGGAUAUCAGGGCUCACCUCGGAAUUCUACACCGUUCAGGUCACCACAUGGCAGGGAAAGGGUGGCAGAUAAUGUGGAAAAGUAUUACAGACCGUCAAUGCUACAAGACCCUUGGGCUAAACUUCAGCCAGUGUCCGUAUCAGAUGUGCAGCAAAAAUGCGGUACACCGAAAGUAACAGGCAGGCCAGGCAGAUACUACAACUAGAACUUUAUGGACUUCAAGCAUCGGUGAUAUGACCUGACCGAUUCUUUUUUUACAUUGGAUGACAACCAUGUGGCCUGAUGAUCGUGUUCUCUUUGUCAGAAUUGAGAUUGAGAACAUGCAGCGGCUUACAUGUUUGAUGCUUUGGACAUAACAGAGGACUUGAUGUCAAGAUUUCACCAGCGUCACGGGAAGUUGACUUGUUAUUACCCAGACCCAGCACUGCCUUCUGGUGUUUGAUUGAUACUAGGGAACUUUUGAUUUGACAGUGGUUCAGCCGUUGAUAGUUGGACUCGCAGGUUGUGUCUCGUAUGCAAGUCAAAUUUCAUUUCCCGUAUCUCAUGAGUUGUAGGCCUAUCUUUAAUUUUUAUUCACGGAUCUGUUUUUUUUGUUUUGUUUUACAUAGAUACAUUUUAUGCAUACAAGUAGAUGUAUGGAGUUGGAAUAUGGAUGAACCAACAAAUUGAGAAAAAUGUUGCAUUACCAGCAAGACCACUUUGUGUUGAACAAAGUUUUUUAUAGAUAAAUAUAUUUUUAAGUCCUUUAAUAUACGAUUCCAUAUGCAAUACAAUUGAUUCAACUCAGGACUUUCUAAUGUCAGGUCUUGAAAAUAUUUUCAAGCUCGGUUGUACUUGUGUAGUCACUGUUUAUUGUUAGUUUGUAUUAGUGAAAGGUCCUUCUGUUGGGUAUAUGAGGAAAGCAAAAUCCGAAAUGUCAUGUAUCUUGGCCUGAACUCGGGGAUUGUAUUGUGACACCAGUUUUUAAACUCCAUUGUACUUUAUGUAUAUAAAUACAUACAAUCCAGAUUCUUCUUUUUCAUACUGCAUUGGUGUAUGUAGGCUAGUUGUUACAUUGCCUUGACAUAAUAUCUGUCAUUAAGUGGCUUUUAAACAGGAACUGAACCGUGGAAAGGACUCUGAGGAGAUGGUAUUGCAAUUUAACUUCAGUUGGAGUAGGCUUUGUUCAUGUUUCGUGUAUGUAUAUUCAACUAUUUAUCAGGAAAAUUGAAUCUGGGAUUCUCACACUUUCAUAUUUAUUUGAAAACAUGAUUAACAAAAAGUAUGAAUGGUGUUUGGACUUGGAACCUGAUUUUUUUUGGCUCUUUGCUCUGAAUAAUUAAUCACCGAAACACAUCAACUGACAGAACAAUUCUCAUCACGAUUACACAACAACCGACGGUAAAGGGAGCACCAAAAAUAAUCUCGUCUUUACAUUAUAAAUACAGGUUCUUUUUUGUCUGUCUUUAGAUAGCAUUGCACAGUAUUUCAAAAACACAUUCAAAGACUUGUUUCUUUUUUUUUUUAUUACAACUUAAGUCCUUUUUAAUAUUUUUUUCUCUUAAUGUCAGUUUGCUCAAAGCACAGCGAUUAGAAUGUGGUCACCAGGAGCUUCAGCUAUGUAGUCGAUUGCAGCUU